This is a messenger RNA of Phytophthora sojae, 228 nucleotides long. RefSeq lists its product as hypothetical. Lineage: Eukaryota; Oomycota; Peronosporomycetes; Peronosporales; Peronosporaceae. The record is from RefSeq and is a predicted model, not a curated record. The transcript has 2 exons. The annotation marks the transcript as partial.
AAUGUUGCGGGGUUGCUAGAGUGGACUUCAAUACACCUGUGCACGACGAGUGAUGAGUUCUUUCCGCGCGGUUCAAGCAGCGCAUCUAAUGCUCCAUUCGAUCGGCAGCAUGAUUUCGCAGUGUUCGACUCUAUGGACAAAGAUCUCAAGCUCGGACCGUUGAACGAGGAUGGAAUCCUCGGUGUCACGGACGGAACGUAUCGCUUGCAUUUUGGUAAGGCAUCCUAG